AUGGCAACUUACCAACAAACACAUACCAUAAAACGACAGUUCAUGGGACAGAAAGACUGUGCGUAUGGUCUGAGGCCGUACCCGGAUCACAAAACAAAUGCCCUGAAUCCCUGCUUUUUGUCAGCUGUGUCAGUGGGCCAUGCAUCGUUUUUCGCAAUUAUUGGCGUCUUUCAACUAGCUCGCCUCGCGCGCGAAAGGCGUGUACCUCCCAAUUUUAGAUAUGUUUCCUCCUGGAAAUCUAUUUCUACCAGACAUCUUCUCCACUUGUCAAAUAUCGGGUUGCAAUCUGUACUUUUCAUUUGCGCGUUAUCCGUAUGUGGGCCCGAUACUUCCCAAAUCACGAAGUGGGGCUUGGUUUCUCAACUGCUGUACGUGGCUUUAAUUUCGCUACCUUCUCAGGUAAUAGAGUUCUAUAAAUCUACUGCAUCCUUGGCGGGGCAGCUCUUCUACUACCUGACCCAGAUCUUCCUCUUGGGAUACCAACUCGGUCAGAGGAUAAGCCAUUACCCCGAUGAAAGAUUCGUCAUUGUCACCGGGAGCUACGGGGCAUUUCUGGAAGUCGCCCUUCUUGUAAAUGCCAUCUCUAUUUUCCUCUACGACCUCCUCUCUUACAAGCCGUCCCAAGAGCUGUUAAACUACUAUGAAGAGCAUAAAAUGUACCAAGAGUGCAACCUUUUGCAGAACUUGACCUUCACUUGGAUGAACAAACUUAUCGGGCAAGUGUACCGCGAUGGUGAGAUCAAAGACCCUCAUAACAUGCCUUUGCCGCCAAUCAAUCUGAGCAUCAAGGAGAAGGCUGGCGCGCUGGGUGCCAGUUGGGCCAAAGAAAACUGGACCGGGAGAAAUUCCCUUCUAUGGGCCAUCAUGAAUACUUUUGGAAAGACUAUUAUCAUAGCGAUAUCCAUUGAAGUCGUCAAGGACUUCAUGACGAUUCUGCAGCCCCAGCUUUUGAGGCUCUUUAUCGAGGAAUUUAAUCAAGACCGCGAGCGCACACAUCCUCUUAUCAACGCCGUCUUUAUUGCAUUUGCAUUAUUCCUCAUGAAGCUAGUUUCAACCUGCCUAUCAAACCAAUUUUUCAUUAUGAUUUUUGAGGCCGGGAUGGGGAUCAGAGGAGCGCUUAUGACAAUGCUCUAUCAGAAGUCCCUCAAGUUGUCUUCGGAAGCUCGCGAGGGCAAAACUGCUGGUGACAUUAUGAACAUGAUGGCAGUUGACGUCCUCAGAAUUCAGAGGUUUUUUGAGACCUCUCAAGAACUGGUCGGAUCGCCCAUUGCUCUUCUAACAACACUUGUGUCUUUAUACACAUUUCUGGGGUACUCCACUGCAGGCGGUGUUGUUAUAAUGGCGGUUAUGUUUCCAAUCAACAGCUACUUGUCUCGAAAGAUCAAAGUACUCAUCAAAAAGCAAAUGGAAUAUAAAGAUGCAAGAAUAAAGACUGUCACAGAAAUUCUAAAUUCUGUCAAAACUGUCAAGCUGUACGCUUGGGAAGAGCCUAUGCUGAAAAGACUCGACCAUGUUCGUAACGAGCUAGAACUUGAAAGUUUCAAAAAGAUUGCUGUCAUGAAUAACUUAACGCUAUUUGCAUGGAACUGUGUACCUAUUUUGGUUGCUUCAUCCACGUUUUUGAUUUACGCAUUGGUAAUGGAUGUUCCGCUGACGCCACAGAUUGUAUUUCCCUCUUUAUCAUUGUUUGAUAUACUCAAUGACUGCAUUUAUACAAUUCCUCGCACCAUAAUAAACUUCAUUGAAACUGGUGUUUCUAUGGGAAGAUUGAAAGACUUUCUAUUAGCAAAGGAACUUGACAAAUCUUUCAUUGAGUUCGAGAGUCUACCCGACGAUCCAAACGUCCCCGUCAUCGAAGUGCAUAAUGCAACCUUCUUGCGCAAUUUGCCUACUAAAGCAACAAGCGAAGAAAACUACGAUGAAGAAGCGAUGAUCGAGAGCUCGCGUGUGGCCUUGAAAAACAUCGAUGGAUUUCAGGCUUUAAAGGGGCAACUGGUCUGCGUUGUUGGUCGCGUCGGUGCAGGAAAAUCAACGUUUUUGCAUGCGCUGUUAGGCCAGCUACCAUGCAUAAGUAGUUCACAUGAUCAAGCGACACCUAAGAUGCAUUUCAGGUGCGACUCAGUUGCACUAUGUUCCCAACAGGCCUGGAUACUUAACGCCAGUGUGAAAUACAACGUUUUAUUUGGGCACAAAUAUGAUGAAGCCAGCUACAAAGCCACCAUAGAAGCGUGCCAACUCCUUCCUGACCUAGGAAUUCUCGCCGAUGGCGAUGAGACCCUUGUUGGAGAAAAAGGUAUCUCUCUAUCUGGGGGCCAAAAAGCACGGAUUUCUCUCGCAAGAGCGGUUUACUCUAGGUCAGAUGUUUACCUUUUGGAUGACAUCCUAAGUGCUGUUGAUGCUGAGGUUUGCAAACGCAUUAUUGACCAUGUUUUGAGCAGAAAGACAGGAUUGUUGAAAAACAAAACGGUGAUUCUAACGACGAACUCUAUAUCCGUCCUGAAGCACUCUCAAAGCAUAUAUGCUUUAGAAAACGGAGAAAUUGUUGAGAGAGGUUCAUUUGAUGAAAUUAUGAGCAAAGACGCCGAGUCAAAGCUCAAGACCUUGAUUGCAGAGUUUGGCUCUGAUAGCUCGGCUGUAAAGGAUGAUGAACCUAUUCCAGAGCAGAAGCCCCCUGUUGAUCUACAAGAAGUCGAAGAUGAUGCUUUGGAAGAAGAGAUUAAUCCAGAGGUGCCAUUCGAACUUGACAAUGCAUUCUCGUCCGAUUUUAGAUCAAGAAAGGCAUCGAUGGCUACUUUGAGGGCUCGCAAAAUAAUUGAUCUUAAUGCUGACACCAGGAAGACCGCGCAAAAAGCAGAAAAGAAGGAGAAAGGUAGGGUCAAGACUAAGGUAUACGUCGCUUAUCUGAAGGCUUGCGGGAUUUUGGGAGCCGUUUUGUUCCUCGUUUUCAUAGGGUUUUCAAGAGUCCUCUUGGUCGGCGAGAAUUUCUGGUUGAAGCACUGGUCCGAGAAGAAUGAGAAGAACGGGGAAAAUAGAAAUGCCGUGUUUUUUGUGGGGAUUUAUGUUUUGAUCUCCUUGGGAGCCGCCUUUUUCAAUAGCGCUAGAAGUAUUGUCUUACUGUUGGUGUGCUCUAUCAGAGCGUCCAGGAAGCUACACGAUAGUAUGGCAGUCGCAGUGCUGAGAAGCCCUAUGAGCUUUUUUGAAACCACACCCGUUGGCCGUAUAAUUAACAGGUUCUCGAGUGACAUGAAUUCUGUUGACGACAACGUACAGUACGUUAUCAGCUUCUUUUUGAUCUCUAUUUUGGAUUAUGUCGUGGUUGUUGUUAUUAUUGGCUACCAGGUGCCUCUCUUUUUGCUUGUGAAUGCAGCUCUACUUGGAAUCUAUCUUUAUUACCAAGUCUUUUAUGUGACUUUAAGCAGGGAGCUCAAGCGGCUAAUGAGCACGAGUUUUUCGCCAAUCAUGUCGAUGCUAAGCGAGACGCUCGCUGGACACAUGGUCAUCAACGCGUUCAACCAUUUCUCACGUUUUGACUACCUCAAUAUUGAAGCAGUGCAGUUCAACAUAAACUGUGUUUUCAACUUCCGCUCAACCAAUAGAUGGCUGUCGAUUAGAUUGGAGUCGAUUGGCGCACUUAUGAUUUUGACAACGGCGCUUUUGUCCCUUGCGACAACCACCGGAGAUAAAGCACUAUCCACAGGUAUGGUGGGUUUGCUUAUGAGUUACGCUCUCCAGGUCACCAACAAGCUGAUGUGGAUCGUGAGGAUGUCGGUUCAGCUAGAAACAAAUGUUGUUUCGGUGGAGCGGAUAGUUGAGUACUGCGACCUCCCCCCAGAGGCGCCCCCGGUCAUCGAGGACUGCCGGCCAGAGAAGAACUGGCCUGCACAGGGACACGUUGUCUUCAAGGACUACUCUGCGCGUUAUAGAGAGAAUUUGGACCCGGUGCUGAAGAAACUGAACGUUGAGAUUAACCCGCAGGAGAAGAUCGGUAUUGUGGGACGGACGGGCGCGGGCAAGUCCACUCUUUCGCUCGCGCUGUUCAGAAUACUUGAGCCAUGUGGCGGCACCAUUGUUAUUGAUGGGGUUGAUAUCACUAAGAUCGGGCUUGCUGAUCUGAGGUCGCAUCUGUCGAUCAUUCCUCAAGACGCACAAGCGUUCGAGGGCUCCGUGAGGUCGAACCUGGACCCCUUUGAGCAGUACUCCGACGACGAGAUUUGGAGAGCGCUGGAACUGUCGCACUUGAAGCCUCAUAUUCUCAAGAUGGCCAACGAAGAAGGUCCCGAAAAGACGAAGAACCUGCUUGAGACCAAGAUCAGCGAGAACGGAAGCAACCUGUCUGUCGGCCAGAGGCAGCUGCUGUGUCUAUCACGAGCGCUUCUCAACCGGUCGAGGAUCCUGGUGCUGGACGAGGCCACGGCCGCGGUGGACUCCGAGACUGACCGGCUCAUCCAGGAGACAAUCAGGGCCGAGUUCAAGGACCGCACCAUCUUGACCAUUGCGCACCGGAUAGACACUGUGAUGGACAGCGACAAGAUCAUGGUGCUGGACCAGGGCGAGGUGAAGGAGUUUGACAGCCCAUCCAACCUGCUGGCUGACAAAAACACGAUCUUCUACAACCUGUGCUCGCAAGGCGGCUAUUUGUAA
Messenger RNA from Lachancea thermotolerans CBS 6340, 4641 nucleotides. It is a transcript of the gene BPT1, whose product is annotated as ATP-binding cassette bilirubin transporter BPT1. The record is from RefSeq and is a predicted model, not a curated record. Gene Ontology annotation, molecular function: ATP hydrolysis activity; ATP binding; ABC-type transporter activity. The transcript has a single exon. Bases 1 to 4641 code for a protein of 1546 amino acids. Gene Ontology annotation, cellular component: membrane. Gene Ontology annotation, biological process: transmembrane transport. Lineage: Eukaryota; Fungi; Ascomycota; Saccharomycetes; Saccharomycetales; Saccharomycetaceae.